UAAUAAAUAUAUACCCAUCCAUCCAUCUAGCUAAUUAUCGUAUUUACAUUUAUACAUACACAUAAUAUCUAUAUUUAUGGUAUGUAUGUAUAUGCAUAUACAUAGAUACCAUAAAUCUGUUCAACACGCCCUGGUGGAUUAUUAAAGAAAAAAGGGAAGAAUAUUACACAGUUACCAUCAUCCCCCAAACAAUAACAAGAAAAUGGGAGCUCAACAGACCAAAGAACCAAGAUCGUCCAGUUCUGGGAAAAGUAAAGUACCGAAGACAAAAGAACCACGGAUCUCCUCUGGAAAUAUUUUUGCAGAGCACAAUGAAGCAAUAUUAAAUCGUCCACUACCUGAUGCACCCACUGAAGCGCUGGGUACUAAAUGGAUGUCCAAAGAAAAUUUACUGUCCAGUCAGACUGAAGAUGAUCCAAACUUGUUUGUGGCUUUAUAUGAUUUCCAGUCUGGUGGAGAAAACCAACUCAGUAUUGUAAAAGGUGAACAAAUGACGAUUCUUGGCUACAACAAAGGUGGUGAAUGGUGUGAGGUAAAGAACAAAGCUGGUGACAUUGGUUGGGUACCAAGUAACUAUAUUGCUCCAGUUAAUAGCUUAGACAAAUUCUCCUGGUACCAUGGACCUAUAUCUAGGAAUGCUUCGGAAUAUUUACUAAGCAGUGGAAUUAACGGCAGCUUUUUAGUUCGCGAGAGUGAAAGUAGCCCGGGUCAACGCUCCAUAUCUGUACGAUAUGAAGGAAGGGUUUACCACUAUAGGAUUAGUGAAGAUUCUGAUGGAAAGGUAUAUGUUAUAGCAGACAAAAUGCUUUCCAGCAUUUGUUCUUGCUCUUUACGCUCCAUGUUUGAAUCUUGCAAGAGCCAACAUUGCCUUUCAUCUUUUCAGGGUCAACAAAAUACGAUGCAUCUGUCAAGUGCUGGGAUCUAUUUAACCAGUUAA
Octopus sinensis (East Asian common octopus) is the source of this 937-nucleotide messenger RNA. RefSeq names its product tyrosine-protein kinase Abl. The transcript has 5 exons. NCBI's taxonomy places the organism in Eukaryota, Metazoa, Mollusca, Cephalopoda, Octopoda, Octopodidae. The coding region runs from base 203 to 937 and encodes 244 amino acids. The record is from RefSeq and is a predicted model, not a curated record. Gene Ontology annotation, molecular function: protein binding.